Amphimedon queenslandica is the source of this 4773-nucleotide messenger RNA. RefSeq names its product E3 SUMO-protein ligase RanBP2-like. Gene Ontology annotation, biological process: intracellular transport. The record is from RefSeq and is a predicted model, not a curated record. The coding region runs from base 40 to 4623 and encodes 1527 amino acids. The transcript is spliced from 6 exons. Lineage: Eukaryota; Metazoa; Porifera; Demospongiae; Haplosclerida; Niphatidae. Gene Ontology annotation, cellular component: nuclear pore; cytoplasm. Gene Ontology annotation, molecular function: GTPase activator activity.
AAAGAUGAAGAAGAAGGGAGACAAGAUGAGGAGGAAGAAAUGGCUGAAGAAAAAGAUGGAGGAGUAGAAAUAGAAGAAAAACAAGAUGAAGAUGAAACUGAAGAAAGAAAAGGGAAUGAGGCACAAGACAGUGAUGAUGAUGAUGUCAUCUUCUUAUAUGAGGAACUUCCCUCGUCUGAUCUAGUACAGGAGGCAGAAGGACUCUUCCUUCCCAAACACUUUUAUAAUUAUCUCAAAAAGGAGGGAUGCCCUGGUUGCCGUGGCUGCAAAGAUGACUUUGAAUUCCCACCAGAUUAUGGUAAAGAGAAGAAAGAGAAUGAAAACUCUUUUAUGAGUAUUGAACCAGCACCUCAAAGUAAACCAGCUGAAGAUGAUAAUAAAGAGGAAAAAGACACAAUCAAUAAAUCAUCAUUUCAUCCAUCAUCGUCAGGCAGUUCCUUUGGAGCUGCUCCUUCAAUUAGUGAGACCAGUAGUACUGGAUUAUUCUCUUCUGUUGCCGUUGGGUUCUCGUCAUUCUCUGAUAUUGCAUCUAGUGCUGAAAGACCCUCCGAUUUCAUUAAAGAUGAAGGUUUUAAGUUUUCUGGAGCCGGAGCUCAGUUAUUUUCCGGUGGAGGUGGAGAAGGCAGAGAGGAAGAAGGAAACGAGAAUUCUGAGGAAGAAGCUAAUAUUCAUUUUAAACCAAUCGCUACUUUACCAGAGACUUACGACUAUAAAUCGGCAGAGAAAGAAGGAGAGACCCUUUUUGACGAGCGUGGGAAACUCUAUCGUUUUGACGGCUCAACCAAUCAAUGGAAGGAAAGAGGUCUUGGUAAUAUGAAGAUUAUUUAUCAUCGUGGAAACAGGCAGACCCGUCUGGUUAUGAGACGCGAUCAGAUAUUAAAGUUAUGUUGCAAUCAUUACAUCACUGAUAGUAUGAGCAUUGAGAUGCAAAUGGGUAAUCCUAAAGCAAUGACCUGGUUUACUGAGACUGACUACUCAGAAGAGACUGCCCUACCACAGAAGCUAGCUCUUAGAUUCAAACAUGAGGAAACUGCAAAGAGAUUUAAGGAUCUUUUUGAAGAAGCAGUUAGUAAAGCAAAAGAAGUGUCUAAUAUGAAUGACGGACAUUCAGAGAAUGAAGAAGAGAGAGAAGAGAAAGAGGAGGAGGAAGUAAGGGAAGAGAAAAAAGAUACAGAAGAAGUAAAGAAAGAAGAGGAGAAAGCGAUUGAUGGACUGAUGUCUUCUCGGAUGUCUUGUAAAACAAAGGAUUUUUCAGCAGAACAGUCUGAGUAUUAUUCAAUAAGUCGCCCUCGAGAUGACAAAGAAGAACCAAUAUUCAUAGAGCAACCUUCUGAUAGAUACAACUGCCUAAUAUGUCAUUGCGUGAUGAGAGAGCCUCAUAUUGUCACAUGCUGCUCUAGAAAGAUGUGUCGUGACUGUAUACAACGUGUAAAUCUUUCUGGUCAACCUUGUCCCAAUUGCCGUGAGCCUAAUUUCAAUAGUUUCUUAGAGAAGCAGCUCAACAGUGAGAUACUAGAUUUGAAGGUUCGUUGUACACACCACAAGAAUGGAUGUGAGUGGGUAGGAGAGUUAAGAGAUCUAAAGAAGCAUACUGGUUCCAGUUGCAAGUUUGCUAAAGUAAAGUGUCCUUUUGGUUGCCCCGUGGUUUAUCUUCGUAAAGAUGCAAUGAAUCACGAAUCCAUCUGUACUAAUCUCCCACCAGAAAUGCAGAUUAAAAGAACAAUGAAGGAAACCGAUCAAUUCAAAGAAGAGUUACAAGCUAUGUUGAAUCAAUUUCAAGAGCUGUAUAAAUCAGAAUCAGCACGUGUUAAAGAGUUAACAACUCAACUUGAGGGUCUGAAAGAAAGUCACAGAAGAGAGCAGCAAGAAUUGAAGAUUCAGUUUCAGGCAGAGAAGAAGCAGCUACUAGAAGAAUCUAAGAAACAGGUUAUGCUGCUAAUAAAGAACUUAAGGGCUGAAUUUACUGAAGCAAUGCUAAACAAACUGACUGUAGCAAAUGCAGAGCAUCAGCUUAAGGAAUCAUACAAUGGUGCACCUGUGACUACUUCAGCUAGCUUCCUUCCUCCUUUAUCUAUGCUUGGUCCUGCCACUGCUCCUAAGGAUGAAGAUAAAACUGAAGCAAGAAAAGGGAAUGAGGCACAAGACAGUGAUGAUGAUGAUGUCAUCUUCUUAUAUGAGGAGCUUCCCUCGUCUGAUCUAGUACAGGAGGCAGAAGGACUCUUCCUUCCCAAACACUUUUAUAAUUAUCUCAAAAAGGAGGCAUGCCCUGGUUGCCGUGGCUGCGACGAUGACUUUGAAUUCCCAUCAGAUUAUGGUAAAGAGAAGAAAGAGAAUGAAAACUUUUUCAUGAGUAUUGAACCAGCACCUCAAGCAUCAUCAAGCAGUUCCUUUGGAGCUGCUCCUUCAAUUAGUAAGACCAGUAGUACUGGAUUAUUCUCUUCUGCUGCCGUUGGGUUCUUAUCAUUCUCUGAUAUUGCAUCUGGUGCUGAAAGACCCUCUGAUUUCAUUAAAGAUAAAGGUUUUAAAUUUUCCGGAGCCAGAGCUCAGUUAUUUUCCGGUGGAGGUGGAGAAGGCGGAGAGGAAGAAGGAAAUGAGAAUCCUGAGGAAGAAGCUAAUAUUCAUUUUAAACCAAUAGUUACUUUGCCAGAGACUUAUGACUAUAAAUCGGCAGAGAAAGAAGGAGAGACCCUUUUUGACAAGCGUGGGAAACUCUAUCGUUUUGAUGGCUCAACCAAUCAAUGGAAGGAGAGGGGUCUUGGUAAUAUGAAGAUUAUUUAUCAUCGUGGAAACAGGCAGACUCGUCUGGUUAUGAGACGUGAUCAGAUAUUAAAGUUAUGUUGUAAUCAUUACAUCACUGAUAGUAUGAGCAUUGAGAUGCAAAUGGGUAAUCCUAAAGCAAUGACCUGGUUUACUGAGACUGACUACUCAGAAGAGACUGCCCUACCACAGAAGCUAGCUCUUAGAUUCAAACAUGAGAAAACUGCAAAGAGAUUUAAGGAUCUUUUUGAAGAAGCAGUUAGCAAAGCAAAAGAAGUGUCUAAUGAGAAUGAUGAGAAUGAGGAAGAGAAAGGAGAUGAUGAAGAAGAAGAAGAAGAGAAAGGAGAAGAAGAGGAAGAGGAGGAGGAGGUUCAAGAUAGUGAAAGUGAUGAUAAUGAUGACUCUUUGUGGACUUGUCCUGAUUGUUCAGUGAAGAAUGAUAUCAAUACUAACGAGUGUGUAGCUUGUGAAGCAGCUCGUCCAGUUCCUCCAUUUUUACAUGCUACAGUAUCUUCCACUAGUUUUCCUAUUCCUUUAUGUUUUGCUCCUUCCAGUGUCACUCCUUCCUUUAGUGCUUCAAGAGGUCCUCAUACUAUUCACUAUGGUGCACCUCCUGUCUCUAUCAGCAGUACUACUGCAGUUCAUAGCAGUAGCAACACUGGGGCAUUGCCACCUUUUCAAUUUGGAAAUAAAACCACUCCAGGCAGUGCUGUACCAUCUUUUGUAGGAGGACCACCAGCUCAAUUUGGACGACUGAAGCUUCCUGCUCCUACCGGAGCACCAUUGCUUCAAUAUUCAUCUUCUAAUACAGGACCAAUGCAGACAUCAUUUCCUGUAGCAACUCCUCCAUUUUCAGCUAUGUCUGCAACUCCUUCUCGAUUACCUUUUCAUUUACCAAGUACUCCUCAGUUUAAAAGUGUAGCUAAUACCCCAAUGCCUCAUUUAAUGCCACAGUUAAGUUUUGCUCCCACUAUUCGUCCAUUAAAAGGCUCUACCUGUACUGCUACAGCAACUACUCUCUUAACUACUACUACAACUACUGGGCCUGUUUUUCGGUUUAAUGUAGUUUCUACAGCUACUUCAGCCUUUACACUGUCCUCUCCAGCUCAAUUAUCAUUCACUACUUCAACAGCCAAACCAUCCUUUAGUGCCACGCCUUUUGUAUUUGGAGUAAAAGCACCGCCAAGAAGUAGACCUUUUGUAUCACCUUGUGUGUCAUCCAAAGAGUCUUUAGGUCUUAAUACUGGUAGUAGAGGAAGAGAAGGAAAGGGACUUGCAUUACCACCAACAGGGAAAGAGGAAGAGAGACAAAAGCACCAACAAAUUCCAGUACAGAGCAAACCCACUAGUCAAGCAUUUCAGACAGGUACUGGACACAGAACAACUUCUUCAUUCUUAUUUACAGCAGAACCAGGUGGCUUCACUUUUAAAAAACCUGUUGAAGAGGCUAAAAAUGCCAGUGUGAGUCCUAAGAAAGGAGAAGAUAAAGCAGAAACACUAGACUCCAUUCCUACUGGAGAUGAAAAUGAAGAAGCAAUGUUUUGUGAGAAGGUGAAGCUGUUUCGAUUUGACAGUAACCAGUGGAAGGACAGAGGAGUUGGUGAGAUGAAGAUAUUAUUGAACAGAUCCACAGGAAAAUGGAGAUGUGUGAUGCACAGGAACCAGACUCACAUUGUAUGCUGCAACUUCCUAUUAGCAGCAGGAAUGGGUCUUAGCCCAUACCGAGAAAGCAACAUGAAGUUCACAUUUUAUGCUGACGAUAAUUUGAAUGGCAAAUCAAAGUUUGCAUUAUGUUUUAAAACAAAGGAGAUUGCUGAAAGAUUUAAGGAAAUGUUUGACAGAGGAUGUUCUGGUCAGACAAGAUAAGGAGCUGAAGCGAAAAAUGUGAGACAACCAAUACAGCAGCUAGGAGCGUGAUAGUUUUCUUUUUCUCUUUUAAUAUUAGUCAUUAUUAUACAAUUUUAAAUGAUUUAGUUUGCUAUCUUUUCAAUUUGUAUUUGUGCAUAUAUAGUUUAG